Rhagoletis zephyria (snowberry fruit fly) is the source of this 963-nucleotide messenger RNA. Its product is annotated as protein 60A-like. Lineage: Eukaryota; Metazoa; Arthropoda; Insecta; Diptera; Tephritidae. The record is from RefSeq and is a predicted model, not a curated record.
AAUCGGAUCGGAUUGUCGAUCGAAUUGAGUCUACUACCACCGGCCAGCCACCACACUCAGUUAUUUCUGGAAGUUCGCGCAAUGCACUUCAAUGCUACGGGUUGUUGUGGUGGCGCCCUCAAUUGGUUUCGCUUACAACAAAUACGGCAGUAAUAUAAGGAAAAAAAAAACAAACAAACGCAUAUAUUAAUUCCUACGAAAAGUGUAUGCCAAUAUCCUAAAUCGCAACGUCCAACCGUCCAACGCAAUAAAACUGAUGAUUUGUUAUUUGUUAAGCAAAAACAAUUGAAAUCUGCAAAAUAUCAACUAAAAUAUUUGCCAUACAAACACACUUAACCCAUCUACACUCGCACUUCGAUUCUCCCAAAAAAAAAAAACAAAAAAAUAAGAUAAAAAAAAUGCAUUUAAACAUUUCAUAUUUACGUAAACGUCUGAGAAGUACCUCGACCACCAGUCACAGCGCCACACACCUGAAUGCUCUCAACGCACUCCAUCGGCUGUGCUGUUCAGUCUUGCGGAUCCCAUUCCUGGUGUUGCUGCUGCUGUGCCAGCUAAGUGUAGAUAUAGAUUAUAGACUAUGGAGUGGACAAGGCGGCAGUGGUGGUGGUGGUGGUCCACGUAUGUUGGUAGCAGCCAGUCAAUCUGGCAUUUACAUAGAUAAUGGCGUCGAUCAGACGAUAAUGCAUCGCGUCUUGGACGACGAUGACAAAAUGGAUGUGUCCUAUGAGAUUUUGGAAUUUCUAGGAUUGUCGGAGAGACCACGACGGAAGCAUAGUCAUUUGUCGUUGAGAAAAUCAGCACCACAAUUUCUACUCGAUGUCUAUCAUCGUUUAACCGAGGAGGAGAAUAGCGAAACGCCUACGCGUUCAAAACGUGAUCUCGAAGAACAGGAAAAUUUCAUAACCGAUCUCGACAAGCAAGCCAUCGAUCAAAGUGACAUCAUAAUGACGUUUUUAAAUAAAA